AGUUUCCAGAUGCAUUGAAUUUGAAAAACAGAGAAUGGGAUCAACGUGCUCAACGCCGGAAAGCAAAGAACAAAAACGAAUAAACUCGGUUAUUGAUAAACAGAUAAGAAAGGACGAGGACGACGAGAUUGGUAAUCAGAAAUUGUUACUUCUUGGAACUGGAGAGUGUGGGAAAUCGACCAUUUUAAAGCAAAUAAAUAUUCUUCAUAGCAGCGGGUUUUCAAAAGCGGACCUGAAAAACGUGGCGGGUACGGUGUAUAGCAAUAUUAUCCAAGGAGUAGCAACACUUUUGAAAGCAAAGGAUCAUUUUUAUUAUGAGCUAAGCACUCCUGAACUUGAUGCUGAUGCUCAACAUAUUUUAUCACUGGCUGAUAGUAGUAAAGAUGCGAUGCCAUUUAUUCCAUUAACAUUCAAUGCUAUAAAACGAUUAUGGCAUGAUCCAGUUGUACAGAAAACUUUCGAAAGAAGAGCCGAAUUUCAAAUGAUGGAUACUCUCGUUUAUUUCAUGAAUGAAUUGGACCGAAUAAACAAUGCUGAUUAUAUUCCAACUGUAGAUGAUAUGUUACGAAUACGAAUACCUACAAUGGGAGUUGUACAACAAACUAUUGAAAUUAAAGGAACAAAGUUUAGAAUAUACGAUGUUGGAGGACAACGCUCAGAACGCCGAAAAUGGAUUCAUCUUUUUGAUAAUGUAAAUGCAACAAUUUUUAUAUCAGCAAUAAAUGAGUUCAAUCAAAAACUUAAUGAAGAUGGUCAAACGAAUCGAAUGAAAGAAUCGAUAAAGUUAUUCGAAACAAUAUGCAAUUCCCGUUGGUUUGUGCAAGCUGCGAUGAUUUUAUUUUUAAACAAACGGGAUUUGUUUGAACAAAAAUUAAAGACAACAAGUAUUAAUGUGCUCUUUUCAACAUAUCAAGGAUCAAAUGAUUAUGCCGAGUGUGUUGCCUAUAUUCAGAUGCGUUUUGAACGACUUAAUAAAUAUUCCGACAUUAAGAAAAUUUAUACGCAUGUAACGUGUGCAACAGACACAAAUCAAAUUCAAUUGGUAAUUGAUAGUGUUGUUGAUAUGGUUAUUGGACGAAAUUUACGAGGAACAGGCAUGGAAUAAUUUCAUUUUUUUAAAUGUUAUAUUUUUAUUUUUGUACACAGUUACAAAUUAACGGGUUGUUUUUUUUUGUUCAAUUCUGGAAUAAAAUAGUUGAUAAUAACUUUUAUUCACAAGCGAUUUAAAAUAAUAAAGUUGUU
This is a messenger RNA of Caenorhabditis elegans, 1242 nucleotides long. It is a transcript of the gene gpa-15, whose product is annotated as Guanine nucleotide-binding protein alpha-15 subunit. The record is from RefSeq and is marked reviewed. The transcript has 7 exons. Gene Ontology annotation, biological process: G protein-coupled receptor signaling pathway; signal transduction. Gene Ontology annotation, molecular function: G-protein beta/gamma-subunit complex binding; GTPase activity; guanyl nucleotide binding. Bases 35 to 1105 code for a protein of 356 amino acids. Lineage: Eukaryota; Metazoa; Nematoda; Chromadorea; Rhabditida; Rhabditidae.